This is a messenger RNA of Zophobas morio, 5924 nucleotides long. Its product is annotated as telomere-associated protein RIF1-like. Gene Ontology annotation, biological process: telomere maintenance. The coding region runs from base 244 to 5778 and encodes 1844 amino acids. Gene Ontology annotation, cellular component: nucleus. NCBI's taxonomy places the organism in Eukaryota, Metazoa, Arthropoda, Insecta, Coleoptera, Tenebrionidae. The transcript has 12 exons. The record is from RefSeq and is a predicted model, not a curated record.
GAAUUAUUAACCAGGCGGUUGUAACUUUUAAAUCUCUAUUGUUUAAAUAUUUUCCCACGGGUCGGACUUUUUAAAAAAAUUAAACCAGUGGUCGUCAUAGCUGCCAACCCAAUUUUCCGUCCACGGGGCCAUGACAGAAAAUUCCCGCGUUUGACACCGAGACGCUGUAAAUAAAAUUUCGCAUAAUCUAUGGGUUGAAAGUAUUUUUUUAAUUAGUAGAGUCGUUCGAACGGCCGCUUCAAAAUGAACAGAAUAUUGGAAUUAGUGCAGAGUGGCGAUUUCGAUCCCGUGGAGGAGUUUACCGGCAACAAGGACAAAUUUUCGGAGGUGAAGACCGCGUUUGAAAACAUCAGCAAUAACUUGCCGAAACAAGUAUGCAUAAAUUUUGUUUUAACGAAAAUCGCACCAACUGUGUUUGAUAAGAACGUUCCGAAUGGCGUGAGGGACGAGGCGGUUGAAGUCGGUUUACACGUCCUCCAGUUCGUCAACAUCGCGAUUUUGACCACCAAAGAACAAGAAGAGGUGUUUAGUUCCAUUGAGGAAGCAUACGUGAAAGUCGUCGGUGAGUUGCGCGACGGAAACUACUCCAACUGGGACAAACUAUGGAUAUUUUUAAUCAAACUGUGUAGUGAUAGACUCCACGCAAAAAUGGGGGUUGCGAAUAAACUUUUAAGGGUUGUAGAAGUGGCUUUCCGGAACUCCACUUCCAUAGAACAGAGAUUAAAAGCAUACGACUGUUGGGUUGAACUCAUUAACAAUAGUAGUUUAAACAUGCAGCAUAUGUGCAGUGCGAGACAAAUCAAACUGUUAGUGACCCCCAUGAAAGCGAAAUUUUCGAGAAUGCCUGUUGUUAUAAUGAAACGUUGUGAUACUUUUGUGUACUUGUUAGAAAAAUUAGGAGAUAAGGCGACUUUGUGUCUGCGGGAGUUCCUCGAGUUUUGUUUCGGCCCCUUUGAUGAAAAGAACGACGCGGAAAAAAUGAAACAAGGGAGAAGCGUUUCGGAAGUUUGCAAUAAAAGCACCCUAGUGUUACUCGAGAUUAUUGGACAUUCCCAUAGCGAUUCGGAAAAUUGUUUAAAGAACGACGACCUCACUUUAUAUAAACCGUUAAUUACGGACGAUAAUUUUCCUAGUUUUGCCGAAAUCUUGAUUAAUUCUAUUAUGGAAUGUUGUGUUUUGUUAAAUGAGUGGAGUCAGGAUGCGUCUACUAAUAGUAGUAUUAUUAAGUGCCUUUGGCGGUCUGUGCUUCAGUUCGUUCAAAAAAGCAAAGACGACGUGAAAAGGAGGUGCUACUUUCAGAUUAAUAAUAGUCUAAGGAAGUUAUCAGAGAGAUCACACUACAAUGAUUAUUUACACACGGUUUUGGGGAAUUUAAUUGAAUUGUUGAUCCAAGACGAAAUGGCUGAAAAAUUAAAAGAGACGGUGUUUGACGUGUCCAUAAAUUUACUACACCACUUUACUGAUCCUUGCUCAUUCAAUUUGGAUAAUAUUCAAAAUUUUGUCACCUCAUGCUUUGAUGUUGAAAAUGGUUCUAAAUUCGACAAAAUUGCGUCUAAUUCGUUCAAAAAUAACCUGAAAUGCGAGAACUCGAUUUUGUGUGAAGUCUGGUUAAAAUGUAAAAUUACGAUAGUGCCUGAUAAUAUUUCAAAUUAUGUUUGGCCAAUUCACAACCUUGGAAAUUUCGAAAAUCUUGAUGUGUUAAAGUCAAAGUGGACCAAGUUGUACACAACAGAGUGUAAAUCUGAAGGUGUUAAGUUGCUGCUAAUGCAGAAUUUGGAAAAAUUGUUUUUGGACAACCCCCUACUGAGUUCUAAUAUUGUCCAGUUUUUGGAACUCAUGUCGUCGGGGGAAACCAACCCUAGUAAAGAUUUCGUCGCCAAAUUCAUGAGGCUCAUGGAGCUGGUUCUCACUUUGCCCAACCUGUCAGACGACAACGUCAAAGCAAUAAGCACAAUUGUGUUAAAAUAUUGCAACCAAAGUCAAAAUUUUUACAAAUCUGAAAAUAUCGAUGAAACUCUAGACAAAUUGUGUGGUUGCUUGGAACAUCUCGUCACGAUCCAUAAGGAUUACACGAUUUUGACAAAACUAGCCGAACUUUUAUCCAGCGCGCAGCCAAAAGUUCUUUCUAAAUUCUCCAAAGGGUUGUUGGCGUUUUUGGAAGCUUUGAUGCUGAACGAGGAUAACUCCAUCGCCAACAACACGCGAAAACUGAUCGAACUAUUCGAGACCAAAACCAGCGAACAAGAAAUAGUUCCUUUGACGUCGUCCAGAUCUUUACGAAUAAUGAACAUGGCGAACAACACCCACAAAUCGCGAACGAACAACGUCAAAGUGUCUCCGGCCGCACCCUUGAAAACGAAGCAAGUGUCGAGCCCGCGCGGAAAAAGUCGAUUCAGUGAUUCAAAGAAGAAAAAUGCGUUGUCUAUAAAUGAAGACAACUCGGCUGACUACGUCAAAAUCGACACCAAAGUGAAGAUAAACGUCGAUAAUCUGAGCGAGCACCAGAAGGAGAUGUUCAAGAAGAGGAGGGAGGACAUUCCUGCGCUGUACCAAGAGCUGACGCAGAGCCAGAGUGAGGAUUUCUUCACACGAAUCGAAAAAAUCGACGACAAAGAAAGUAAUAAAAAAGCGACAGAAGAUGAAGCUAGAACAAAGUCCACGAAGAAGCGAAGGCGGAGCGACGAAGGAGACGAAGAGCACGCCGCUAAGACUCGCAAAGUGGAAGAAAAAGCUUUUGAGCCGGAUGAAAGCUUGACGCCAAUUUCCGACGAGAUGGACCCGGAUUUGCGAAAAAUUUUCGACGAUGUGGAAUUAGAGCCCGUUCAGAAAACCCCACCCGAGGAGUUGUUCCAGGAUCCGAUUCCAGAGCAGAAGAAAGUGGACACGAGUCCGAACAAAAUUCCCGCUGAAGAAUCUCCGAAAGACGAAUUAGUGGAGAAUCACGUAGACGAGAACAAACCAAACAAAACUAGCGAUAUAGUAAGCAACAGCGACGACAAAACCGACGUUGGAACUGUGCGAGUUUCACCAAGGUCUGCAAAAACGAAGAAACCGUCACCAGAAAAAACCCUACGCAAAAGUCAACGCAACACGGCGAAAAAAAUCCGCGAAGAACUCGUAAACGCGGUGAAGAAGCAACUGGAACAAUUGAGCGAGUCGGAGACAAACGAUGAAAACGACACCACAGAGACUGAAAAAAAGAAUGAUUUGAAUGGACGUGAAAACGGAGACGUCGAAACAACGUUGCGUAAAAGCACAAGACAGAUUAAAAAGCGACACAGCGACUAUUUGGAGACGCUAAAAAAAAAGAAGAGCGAGGACGCAAAUCACGUGAAGGAAGACCAAUCGAGUGACGAUUUAGCAACGAAAUCUCAGCCGAAACGAGACGUAAAUAAGAAGAAACAAAAACGGCAAAGUCUCCCGGCGCAGUUGAAAAAAAAAAGCGACGAAGACGAAAGUAUCGAGGAUUUGCUGGCUAGAGUGGACAAGAGAAUCGAAGAAAGCAAGAAAAUUGAAAACCCGCCACAAAAACGCGAAACGAAGGUACCAGAUGGAAAUGAUAACGAAAUCGACGAAUUGGCUGCAGUUAAGACGGAUGAAACAACGAACAAAGAUCAAGAUUUGAAAAAGAAAAAUGCUGUUAAAAAAGAGAAGAAGCGUCAGAGUCUCCCGGUUACUAUAACCCCAGUGACUACUGACGAUAAAGUCGCUUCUUCCGUGUCUCUGGACGUAACUGCAGACACCGCUAGAGACACUGAAACCCCUCCAGCAGCCGUCGACGUUUACGAAUUUAAAGCUGACGAAGAGUCAGUCGUGUCUGACGAAGCUAAAAAGAAGAAAAAGCAACGAAGGAAGGGGAUGGCGUUCAACCGCCGCGACUACAUUUCGAAACGACGAAAGAAGCCAAAGAAGGAAACGCGAGAUGAAGGUUUUCCGUUCCACAUCACGGCGGAUUCGCCUGUGCCGCUAAGUCAGAGUUCGUCUCUACGAGCCGUCGCUUCGUCCCAAACCAGCGAAACCAUCACCAUUCUGAUCACGCGCAGUCCACCCGACUCCAGAGAAAACCAGGAGAAUCACAGCGACAGCAGUGUGACUAGCAACGGGUCACCCACGUCACCCAAGAAGAAGAAUAAGCGCAAACAGUCGCCGAAUUCCGAAGACUUUAUAGAGAGUUCUCAAGCUCCAGUUGCGGACAAGAGUUGUCUGAAAAAUAAAUUCAAAGGGUUUAGACAAACAACGAUCGAGGAGUCGAUGCAAGUCUUGCAACCCGAGAAAGACGCAGAAACGGAAACGAUGGACUUGGAUUCCGUUCCUGGAAACGAAAAUAAAGUAAAGCCGUUGAGAAUUUCCAAAACAAGACGAUUUUCUUUGACUGAGCCGUCGUCGCAAAAAGUUGACGUUGGUAAACGCUUGAAACGUAGCAGGUCGUUGGAGAAGCUGGAUUUUGCGUCGGAAUUGAUAACUUUUUCUUUGGAGAAGGUUACUAAAGAAGAAGUUCAUGUUAACGAUACGUCGCUGGAUACUCUUACGUGCGAUUCGAUUCCAAGCAAAGAGGAAACUCCUGCUCUGGAUUCAGAGAACUUGGGUGAAGUGGAUACUCUUACUCUUAGUCCGGUGCGAAGUCCGACUAAACAGGAUCUUCCGGGGUCACCAGUGACUUGCGAUACCCCGGAACGCACCACCGAGUUACUAAACAACACAUCAGACAUAUCCCCCAUUAGUUCGACGUCGGAAGUCACUACACCCAAACAAGCCACUAACGAAGUUUCAAAUAGAAGAGUAGCAAGGUUGUUACAAAUGGUCAAUUCUAACGUGCAAGUCAGUACCGAGGGGAGAAGGUGGUUCGGGAAUAAAGUUUCUUCACCGAGUAGCGGCAGAAUCCGGAAAAUACGUAUGAAGAAAGAAGAAAAUUUGGAUAUUUUAACGUUCUCGAGGGAGGUCCCCAGUCCAUUAACAGUUCCGGCCAGCGGUAUUUUAAAAAGAAAAUUCAACAAUGUAGAUGAAGUAGCCACUCCGUCUCCCAAGAGAAAACGCGUCAACUUCUCCGACCCGGCCAUCACCGACAAGAAACUCUUCAUCAAAGACGCCGAAGAGUACGAAAUCGACCAAAAAACCUACAGUACAAACGAAUCUCAAGUAGACGAAGCGGACGACUUAGCGGACACUAAGAAAACGAAGGAAUUCCUGGACGGUUUUGAGCGCGACAGCGCUCUCCUCACUUUCCGAGAUUUUUGUGAUUCCAAUUUCAAAAAUACAUCUCUAGACGAUACCAAAACCGCUCUUAAGCACCUCUUACACAAUUUGCAAGUCCCUGAAGUCGUGGAAAUCAUCACCGACUAUUUAGGUGAUGAGAUUAAAAACACGCUAACGAAUGAAUCGUGCGAACAAAUCGUCGACCGAUUUGUCGUCCCUCUUGUCGAAAAUGUGAUCAAUUUCGAAGACUUUUUACCAAAGUUGCUUAAGGUGGUGGAGAAGCUACCGAACGAUCGACUGCAGCGGUUCAUUGACGACGUUACCGCGGUGUUUGGAGAUAGGAUAAACCAUAGUAUUAGUGCGAAACUGACGCAGGAGCAAGUGGAAGAGCACGUUUUGAGUCUCAGCUGCGACAAGGUUCACGAUUUGAUGAAGACGUAUUGUUCGAAUUUGGAGCAGCAGCAGCGCAAUGAGUUUCUAGUAGGGUUGAUGAGUUUGGCCAGUGAUGAGCUUCCUUUCAACAAGGAAUUCCUCAAUUCGCACGUUACUAUUUUGCAAAAUUUUGUUAAGAAAAUGACAGACUAGUACAGGAUUUUUGUUAGUUUUGUCUUGGGGUUGCGUUAAAAGGACUGAGUCAUGUUUGUAUAUUUGUAUUACUUAAGUUUACAGUAACAUUGUAUAUCUUUUUUUUCGUAGAUGUAUAAAUUAAUAAAACUUACAGUAUGGUUCAA